AUGAUCCUUAAGCCUUCAAAUACGAUUGGUGGAUUUCCAGUGAUCGGAAUGCAAGCCGUUGUUUUGGCACUUCACGAUUCAUCCUAUCUUCGUCAGCUGACCGCAUCCGGUGUAGUCGGCCAGCUUCCUCUGGGUACACGGGGCUCGCUUCUCUCAAACCUUGUCGGCGUCUUUGAAUCCGCCGGUAUCGUAGAUCCUAUUAUUAUAUGUCGGUCUGGUCAUUCUAAACAAAUCGAGAAAUGUCUUCCCAAAUCUCACCGCUGCAUUAUUGUCGAAGUAUCCGCAACGCUCAGUAUUCCUGAAUGCCUUUAUCGUAUUCGGGAUCAUUUCACGUCUGUUCCCUUUGCUCAGUACGUAUUUCUUACAUAUGCUGAUGUUGCGGUGACUGAAUUAGACCUUCGUGAUCUUUUUCUGAGGAUGGUUCGAACUAAAGCAGAGAUUGUAGCGUUGGCCUCACCUUACACUGCGGAUGCGAAACUUCUCAAAAUGGCUAGGGGCACACAUGACAUAUUGGUGUUGGAUGCCAGAGACGAGUCGCUGGUUAUGUAUGUACCGGCCUCGGAAGUGAAGAAGCAGAUACGCGUGCCGAAGUCCAUAAUGUCUUCUCAUAGCAAUUUGACAUGUCGGGCAGAUCUUCAUGAUGCUGGAAUGUAUCUGCUUUCUGGGUACGCUCUAAGGAUGCUCGAAUAUGAUAAGGAUGAUGUCGGUCUAAGAAAGUCUUUCUUCAAGCACAUUGUCAACGUUGAACAGCACAAACUCUUUCAAUUUGACACCAGCUCGAUGACAAGCCAGCUGCCAAAAUCACUUCACUACUCGCAGGAGGAGAUGCCGCAAUAUGCCAAAGUCGUUAUCUCGGUUCUCGAGAACGCACCCGUCUGCCGUCGCCUGGACUCGACUCUCGGCUAUCUGGAUGCUGUUAAGAUGAUCCGGGAAAAGUACCCCCCAGAAAACACAAUGGUUGAAAAAACGGCUUCAGUUGCUAACGCUAGUGGCGGUGGUCGUCAGGUCGGCCAAAUAGUCGAUACCAUGCAGUGCGAGGGUUGUAACUUCGCCAACGGGGUGCUUAUCCGGUCCUGCAUUAUUUGUGCCAGUUGUACUGUAGGCCAGAGUACCCGACUCUUCAGCUCCGUUCUCCUCUCCGGUGUUGUGGUGGGCAGUGGAUGCAAAAUCACGAACUGCGUGAUCGGCGAAGGUGUGACAAUCGACGACAACUGCACCCUCAAGGACUGUACAGUGGCCGCACACCAACGCAUCCCUGCAAAGUCAGUGAUGCAGUCAGAGAACAUGGGUUUCUCUGAGAUUGACUUUGACAACUUAACCAUAUAA
This is a messenger RNA of Echinococcus granulosus, 1326 nucleotides long. Its product is annotated as putative translation initiation factor eIF-2B subunit gamma. The transcript is spliced from 6 exons. NCBI's taxonomy places the organism in Eukaryota, Metazoa, Platyhelminthes, Cestoda, Cyclophyllidea, Taeniidae. Gene Ontology annotation, biological process: cytoplasmic translational initiation. Gene Ontology annotation, cellular component: guanyl-nucleotide exchange factor complex; eukaryotic translation initiation factor 2B complex. The coding region runs from base 1 to 1326 and encodes 441 amino acids. The record is from RefSeq and is a predicted model, not a curated record. Gene Ontology annotation, molecular function: guanyl-nucleotide exchange factor activity; translation initiation factor activity.